CUAAUGUUGAUUUACAAAUGGUCAGGCGGUUUAUAGUUGUGAUUCUCAUCGUACCCUCCAAUUCCAGUUUGAGCAUGAAAACAUAGUUUUGUGCGCACACAAAAAUUAUUCGGUUAUCAGGUUGUUUUGUUUCAAAGUUUUCAAAAUUUUAGCUUUUGUAACUCCCUUCAAUUUUGUUCCCUUUUGCGUUUCAAUAUGAUUCACAAUCCCAAAGCCAAUAGAAAAUAGUCGAUUGUAAUAUAAAAGUAAUUUAUAUAACUUUAAAUAUUUUACAUGCUCAAAAUGAAUCCUAUCGAGGAAACAUCUUACAUUCGAACCAUUGAAUGGGAAAUGUUAGAUAAGAAAAAAUUCAUCCCUUUGAGUAUUACAAGUUCAUGUAUGGUUAGAACCAGCCUUUACCCUUUCACUUUAGUCAAAACUAGAUUGCAAAUUCAGAAAGGUAAUGAGGUUUACAAGGGUACCUGGGAUGCUUUUCGAAAAAUUGUCAAAUAUGAAGGCUUCAAAGGACUGUAUAAAGGGUUUUGGGUCAAUUUAUUUUCAAUCGUUUCCGGGACCUUUUAUGUUUUAACUUAUGAAAAUGUGAGACAUUUGUUGCAAACCAAUGGUGUUACUGAUUCAAGAAUCAGAGCACUUGUGGCUGGGGGUUGUGCUUCUCUGGUGGGGCAGACAAUCAUUGUGCCUAUUGAUGUAAUAAGCCAACAUUUGAUGAUGAUGGGUCAGAAAGUUGAUGGUGUAACCCAAAAUAUCAAGCCAAAUCUUCAAAAUGGAAUGGGAAAAAGUAAGACGCAACUAGCCCUGGCAAUCACGAAAGAUAUUUACCAUACCGACGGUCUCCGGGGCUUUUAUCGUGGAUACGUUGCUUCGUUGUUCACCUAUGUGCCUAGUUCAGCACUCUGGUGGACGUUCUAUCAUCUGUAUCAAGAUCAUCUCAGCAACCUCUUCCCUGUGUGGUUCCCCCAGUUGGGAAUUCAGUGCACAUCCGCAAUUCUAGGAGGUAUAACCACAACGACAUUGAUAAAUCCUCUGGAUAUUGUGAGAGCCAGACUACAGGUACAACGCCUGGACUCGAUUGGACAAACCUUCCGCAUUUUGUGGCGAGAGGAGCGCUUUUAUACGUUCACCAAAGGAUUAACUGCCCGUAUCAUCAUGUCCACGUUUUAUAGCUUUUCCAUCAUUCUCGGCUAUGAAUCUGUCAAGCGGUGGAGUGUUAAAGAGCAGUAUAGGGAACAAAUCAGGUGGCAUGUUGAAACAGUAUCCAAACUGGAACUACGAGACAUUCUUCUUUCAACUCUUAAAGCUAUACGAGAUUCCUUACGUUUCCGGUUAGAACUGCUGUCUUGUGGGCAAUCAUCACUACUUUAGUGAAAACACUACAACAUGAGUCGUUUUUUCGGCACAGCCUCUGAUUCGGAUACAGAGAGUGAUGUUAGUGAGGAAGAGGUGCAGCAGCGCCCCACAGCUGUUCCAACUUACACAUUCAGUGAUGAUGAAGAAGAACAGAAAAGAAUUGUUCGCUCAGCAAAGGAAAAGCGAUUUGAAGAACUUAAGGAAAUCAUUAGGCUAAUCAAAAACUACAAGAAGAACAAAGAUUUGAGCAAAAUGCUUUCUUCGUUUGAAGACUUGACUAAGGCCUACCAAAAGGCAUUGCCAGUAAUUACAAAGGAAGAGAAGGGAGUCACUCCUAGAUUCUUUGUCCAAUGUCUGGUGGAAGUUGAGACUUUCCUUAAUGAACUUUGGGAAGAUAGGGAUGGAAGGAAAAAUUUGUCCAAGAAUAACUCAAAGUCACUGAGUACAUUGCGUCAGAAAAUGCGAAAGUACGUUAAAGACUUCGAGUCGGACGUAGCAAAGUUUAAAGAAAAUCCAGGAGAAGAGGAAGAGGAUGAAGAAGCCGAGGAAAAAUCUGAAGAUGGAUCAGAUGAAGAAAGUGGCGCGGAAGGCCCUGCUGCAUUCCGAAAAUCGGAAUCUGAAACCCGUCACAAACCAGCUCCAAAGGUGAAACCAAUUGCUCCUGAAGGCGAUGAAAGUGACGACUCCUAUUGGGACUCUGAUGGUGAGGAUGAGACAUCUUCAUCUGAUGAUGACUCAAAAUACGCCAACCUGAAGGAGAAGUUCUUAAAGGUUGCUGGUGGCGAUGAGGAUAAGAAAAAGGAAAAGAAAGACCGCAAGGACAAGGAGAAGGCCCAACGACGCAAGGAUCGUGAGGAAGAGGAAGAACUGGAAAUGGAGGGAGGCGAUGGCUGGCAGGUGCAGGGCAAGGCUACUCAAGCUAAGCCAAAGAUGUUUGCCAAAGAUGCCGAUAUUAACACAGGAGUUGUUCUUAAAAAGUUGUUCGAAAUUCUUGCCGCCCGAGGAAAGAAAGGUACUGAUCGACGUGAGCAAGUUGAAAUGCUGCAUGAGCUUUACACUGUGGCAGAGGCUAACAACCUCGGCGUCGGCAUAGCCGUUAAAGUUAAGUUCACAAUCAUCUCUGCCAUCUUCGACUACAAUCCCAAGAUCUGUGACGCCAUGAAGCCAGAGCACUGGGAAAAGCUGCUGCAGUGCAUUGCCGAGCUUCUGACCCUUCUUAAUUCCCGUACUGACAUCGUCAUGGGAGAACACGUUUCGGAGGACCAUGAGAAGUUAGAUCAGGCCGAAUAUGACGCCGAGGAAGACCCAACUCGGCGCUUCUUCAGCGUUCGUGGAUGCAUGCUGACUACUGUCGAGCGGAUGGACGAGGAAUUUGUUAAAAUUCUCAAGGAGUGUGACGCCCAUAGUAAUGAAUAUGUUGAGAGACUUAAGGACGAAACUCGAGUUACGGCGAUCAUCGACAGUCUCCAGAAUUACAUUGAACGACAGAGUUUGCCCGCUGAAUUGUGCCGACUUUACAUGCGAAAGAUCGAACACAUGUAUUACAAAUUUGACCCGAACACCAUCAAGCUACAUAAUGAUGAGACGAAAAUCGAGAAAGAUACCACCCUGACUGUUAUGGACCGCCUAUGUCGCUACAUCUAUGUUAACGAUAAGGAAGAGAGAAUCCGACCGAGGGCAAUGCUGUGUCAUAUUUACCAUUAUGCUCUUCAUGACGAAUGGUACAAGGCGCGUGACUUGAUGCUUAUGUCACAUCUCCAGGAAACGGUUCAUUUACUGGAUCCUUCAACUCAGAUUCUUUACAAUCGAACAAUGGUUCAGUUGGGUCUGUGUGCUUUCCGCCACGGCCACAUUAAGGAGGCCCACCACGCGUUGUUGGACAUCCAGUCUAGUGGUCGUGCCAAAGAGCUACUGGCUCAAGGACUCCUCCUCCAACGUCAACAUGAACGAACAUCUGAGCAGGAAAAAAUUGAAAAACAACGUCAGAUGCCUUUCCACAUGCACAUCAAUUUGGAAUUGUUGGAGUGCGUUUAUUUGGUCUCGGCUAUGCUGAUCGAGAUUCCGUAUAUGGCUGCUCACGAGUCGGAUGCUCGCCGACGAAUGAUUUCCAAAAGUUUCCAUCACCAACUGAAAGUUAGCGAGAGACAGGCUGUUACAGGUCCCCCCGAAUCAAUGAGGGAACACGUAGUAGCUGCUUCGAAGGCUAUGCGAAACGGACUUUGGAAGCAAGCACACAAUUUUAUCAUCAAUGAAAAAAUGAAUGCUAAGGUUUGGGAUCUGUUCUAUCAAGCCGAUCGAGUACGUACGAUGUUGGUGAGGAAGAUUCAGGAAGAGUCCCUUCGGACGUACCUCUUCACUCAUUCAUCCGUUUACGACUCACUUUCCAUGGCUACAUUGUCCAAAAUGUUUGAGCUGGAACAACCGACUGUCCAUGCUAUCAUUUCGAAAAUGGUCAUGAAUGAAGAACUAAUGGCUUCCCUGGAUGAGCCCACUCAAAGUGUAGUUAUGCAUAGAACCGAACCUUCUCGUUUGCAAUCCAUGUCUCUCCAACUUGCUGAUAAAUUGGCUAAUUUGGUCGACAACAACGAGCGUAUUUUGAAGAUCCGUCAAGGUCCAUUUGGGUUCUCUCGUGGAAACCAAAAUGUGCGUUUCGGUGACCGACCGCAGUAUGGCAAUCGGCAAGGACAACAAGGAGGCGGUGGCAAUUGGCAACGCCGAGGUGGAGAUAAUCGAGAUAACCAUAGAGGAGGGGAUAAUCGGGAUAACCGAGACAACCGGGAUAACCGAGACAACCGUGAUCGGCAUAACAAUUAAAUUUUUCCUUGUGCUAUCGAAAAUCAGUAAUCAACCAUACAGAAUUCUUUUGAUUUUUUUUCUAUAAUACAUCGAUUGGCUAAGGGA
Molecule: messenger RNA, 4248 nt
Organism: Daphnia pulicaria
Lineage: Eukaryota; Metazoa; Arthropoda; Branchiopoda; Diplostraca; Daphniidae
Gene: eIF3c
Product: eukaryotic translation initiation factor 3 subunit C-like
Exons: 16
Biological process (GO): transmembrane transport; translational initiation
Cellular component (GO): eukaryotic translation initiation factor 3 complex
Molecular function (GO): RNA binding; translation initiation factor binding; translation initiation factor activity
Source: RefSeq, a predicted model, not a curated record